Molecule: messenger RNA, 1862 nt
Organism: Mesoplodon densirostris (Blainville's beaked whale)
Lineage: Eukaryota; Metazoa; Chordata; Mammalia; Artiodactyla; Ziphiidae
Product: large ribosomal subunit protein eL22-like
Biological process (GO): cytoplasmic translation
Cellular component (GO): ribosome
Molecular function (GO): structural constituent of ribosome; RNA binding
Source: RefSeq, a predicted model, not a curated record
CGCCGCCGCGGCCCUCGGCCUGGCUCGCCUGCGUCUCGCCGCGACUGAAAGCGUGGUGGCGGCUGCUCGGCCCUCCUCUAGACGGCGCCCGCCGUGGACAUGCCCCCAGCUCGCGGCGCGCCCCGCCCCCGCCGCCCUCAGGCCUCCAUCAGCGCCGGGAUCCGCCAGGUCUUCCGAGCACCCGGAACGACCGCGCUUGCGCAUUCGAGAGUACGACGAAGGGCCGCAGCCACCUGCGCUCAUUUGCUGCCGGCCUUUGGCGACGGCGCGCUGAUGUCACGACAACGCGUGAAGUAGGCGGGGGCAAGGGCCAGAUGGGUGGGGCGAAGGAGGAGAUUCCUGGCAGGUUGGGGAUGGCACCUGCGAGCCGCCGCGUGGUUCGGGCUUGAGAGCCGGUGAGUGCUGGGUGGUGGAACAGGCCACUGAACUAAGGCUAACACAUUAGCAAAGGAGAAAUGCAGAAAAAAAGUUCAGCUUUGAUGAAUUUAAUCGGAACUUUUAUUUCAGAAAGUCUAGAAGGAAGGUCUUGCAUUCGCCCUAAGUUGUUUUAAUGAAUUUCUUAAGUGAAUUUCUAUUUUUAAUUGCAUAAAUGUAGAGGGACACUGUCAUCUUUUCAGUGUUUAGGGGCCAGCAAAAGCCCUAACCCAAGCCCUGGACUGGUCAUGGCAGCAGAUAGGGAAACAUUCAGGAACCUAACUCUGGCUAGUACUCGCACUUUGAAAGACCACCAAAGCGCAAAGGAGCCGUAACGCGGUGCAGCACUAACAUCAAACGGUGGCCCAUAGCAAUGUCAGACUUAACCACUAACUCUCAUUUACCUGCGUUCAUUUUCCGCCCCAUUUCUCUCUGGGCUCGUGGAUAAAACCGCUGCCCUACCUGCAUUUGAUGUUAUUCUUAGAAAAUAACUCGUUUCACUCAAUUUAAUCUACCAUCCAGCAAACUAGUCUUUCAAAAUAAUGGUAAAAGAAGAUUGUUUUAUUCAGGAGAAUUAAACUUGCUCAGGGACCACGAAUUCUAUUAAAAAGAUCAUAUUGAAAAUGAAGUGGCUCUCUGAUCGCGCGGCGGGCCUUCAGGAUGGCGCCGAAGAAAGACAAGAAGCCUAAGAAGUCAACCUGGAAGUUUAAUUUGGACCUUACUCAUCCAGAAGAAGAUGGAAUUUUUGAUUCUGGAAAUUUUGAACAGUUUCUACGGGAGAAGGUUAAAGUGAAUGGAAAAACUGGAAAUCUUGGGAAUGUUGUUCACAUUGAACGCUUCAUGAAUAAAAUAGUUGUUUCUGAGAAACAGUUCUCUAAAAGGUAUUUGAAAUACCUUACCAAGAAGUACCUUAAAAAGAACAGUCUUCGUGAUUGGCUUCGUGUGGUUGCAUCUGACAAGGAGAUUUACGAACUUCGUUACUUCCAGAUUAGUCAAGAUGAAGAUGGAUCCGAGUCUGAGGACUAGAUGAAGCCAUCCCUUGUAGGGCUUUGCUUGCUAAUAAAACAAAUGAAGUAUACAAGAGAGACAUCUUGAAAUGGACCUUUAGUUUAUCAGUGAAUAAAAAACAUUACUCUGGGGCUUCCCUGGUGGCACAGUGGUUAAGCAUCCACCUGCCAAUGCAGGGGACACAGGUUCAAGCCCUAGUCCAGGAAGAUCCCACAUACCGCGGAGCAACUAAGCCCGUGUGCCACAACUAUUGAGGCUGCGCUCUAGAGCCCGCAACCCACAGCUACUGAGCCCGUGUGCCACAACUACUGAAACCCGCGCACCUAGAGCCCGUGCUCCACAACAGGAGAAGCCACCACAAUGAGAAGCCCGCGCACCGCAACGAAGAGCGGCCCCCACUCGCUUGCUGCAACUAGAGAAAGCCCACGCACAGCAACAAA